AUGGCGGACUCUUUCGACAAGUAUUUCUUCGAGAUCGCGGUUGCAACACCACUUCCCUUCAUUGGAGACGGAGGCGUCGACAACGACAGCAACCUCGCGACCACAAGUUCUCAUACUCGUUCUCAACUUUCUGCCGUUCCGCGGUCCUUGAUGAUUCGGCCCACUGUUCUUCCGUCACCUGUUGUCAAGGAGCCGAGCAAGAAGCGCAAGCCAGAUUUCAGCAUCUUCGUUGACACAGAUACCGCCAAUGACACCUCAAGGCCUAUCUCCACCCCGAAAAGGUCUAGGACGGGUAUUCCGCGCACUCCGUUGAGCAACAUGACUUUCUCUACUGCUUCCACACCAGCGCCGUCUCCUCGUCUUCCUGACAUCCCAUUCCCCUUCUCGGCCGCCGACCCCUACUGGGAGAACAUUGAGAACCACGAUUCCUACAUCAGAACUCCUCCCGCGACACCGCUUGGACCUCCUCCUACGCCGACAGUUCCUUCUGGCCCACCACCUCCGCUGUCCGCACGCACCCUUCGUCCUCGCCGCGCCCGUGCUUCUUCGUCAACGAACCUCCUUCCCCCGGUCAAUAUGCUUGCCUACGAGAUGCUCGGUCUAAAAACUUGGAGAGUCAGCUCGGUCGGUAUCAACCUUGCCUAUCACAAGGCAGCCGCCACAAGCCACCCGGAUAAGGCCGCUCCCCAAGAGAAGGAGUAUGCAACGAUAGAUAUGCAGCAGAUCAACGCUAUCAAAGAGAUGCUGCUGGACACGGAGACCCGCACCAAGUACCACAGGGACGGGGUCAUACCUUGGGUCAUUUGA
This is a messenger RNA of Alternaria arborescens, 807 nucleotides long. RefSeq lists its product as hypothetical. The record is from RefSeq and is a predicted model, not a curated record. Bases 1 to 807 code for a protein of 268 amino acids. The transcript has a single exon. NCBI's taxonomy places the organism in Eukaryota, Fungi, Ascomycota, Dothideomycetes, Pleosporales, Pleosporaceae.